AUGUCAGUGCCCCUGGGCCAGGAGGAUGCCCCUGGCCAGGAGGAUGCCCCUGGUCAGGAGGAAGCCCCUGGCCAGGAGGAUGCCCCUGGUCAGGAGGAUGCCCCUGGCCAGGAGGAUGCCCCUGGUCAGGAGGAUGCCCCUGGCCAGGAGGAUGCCCCUGGUCAGGAGGAUGCCCCUGGCCAGGAGGAUGCCCCUGGCCAGGAGGAUGCCCCUGGCCAGGAGGAUGUCCCUGGCCAGGAGGAUGCCCCUGGCCAGGGGCUUGAUGCCCCUGGCCAGGAGGAUGCCCCUGGCCAGGAGGAUGCCCCUGGCCAGGAGGAUGCCCCUGGCCAGGAGGAUGCCCCUGGCCAGGGGCUUGAUGCCCCUGGCCAGGAGGAUGCCCCUGGCCAGGAGGAAGCCCCUGGCCAGGAGGAUGCCCCUGGCCAGGAGGACGCCCCUGGCCAGGAGGAUGCCCCUGGCCAGGAGGAUGCCCCUGGCGGGGGCCAGGAUCCCCAGCUCCUGCAGGCCACUGUAGCGCCGGCGGCAUCACCCCAUUUCUGUGACUGCUGCGAGAUGUGUGUUUUGCUGACUUAG
Messenger RNA from Procambarus clarkii (red swamp crayfish), 570 nucleotides. The record is from RefSeq and is a predicted model, not a curated record. Lineage: Eukaryota; Metazoa; Arthropoda; Malacostraca; Decapoda; Cambaridae.